AUUGAAUUUCCAGUACCUAUAAUAUGACUCAGGUGACCGCUAAGGCCCUUUGACCUCUUGUUUAUGGUGUUGGCGGCAUCUCUGUCAAUAUUUACAAUAUAGAACAAAAGCAACACCAACUUAUAAGACUGAACAUGAACAUAUGGGGCAUUGCCUAAUAGGUUAUCAUACAAGAAUAUUUAUAAUACCUGUUUGCAUGAUAGAGCUACACGUAUCUCUUGUUAGAAAGAAGUUUCAUGGCAUCUCUCAUAUUUCAUGAACAGGAGUAUUGUGAUAUACAUACACUUUAUUGGGGCGUUAUUGGUCAUUUAUGGCCUCAUAAGAAGUUAACUUGAAUUUAUUUACCAAUUUCUUUUAUAAACAUCAGAUUGGUUAUUGGGGCUUUCUUUCCUGGUGCAGAUUUAUUCCAAUGCGUAUACUUAGUUGCCCAACCAUAGCAACGAAAUCGCGUUGCUACACAAAAAUAUGAUGUGUUUGGAUAGUUAGCAUGCAGAAAUGAAAACCUCCGCAUGUGACAAACAAAUUUAAAAUCCCCGAUGCGGCUGGAAAUGACCAUUAACGCCCCUAGUCCUUUCCGACUCUUCGGAUAUUUAUUUUUGUUACCUGUUCGUUGUCUUCCGACCGAGUAACCGGCUAACCGUUGACAACCCUAGUUUUAACCAUAUUGUGUGCAGAGCCUGCUUUUGCAGCGAUACAGGCCCUCGGGGCCUCUUGUUAGAAAUAAAAGAAAAUGUCCGUAUGAAGACGUCCGUGUGUUUCAGUGUAUGUUUCAUAAGUUUAUGUCUCGUUAUCCGGGAAUUUUAAUGAAGCUGAUACUUAAAAUAUUUUGAAUACUUUUAUUUUGAUGUGCCUGAAACAACGAAACCUGUUCAAGAUUCAGUUGAAAGCACAGACAGGUGACGUCAUACCUUGGAUCGUGGUCGCUGUUGUAUGUAUCGUUAUCACCAUCGCCCUUAUAUUUGCUGUUGUUUAUCUCUACCUACAAGUAGGAAAAUUCAAAGAACGUUUACGUGAGCGUGUAGAGUACCAGGGGAUUAACACCGGAUUCUCUAGAAGAGACGAGCAUGUGUACAGUACCACUGACAAUUACGAGAUACCACAAAGAUAGAUUUAACAGGAUAUUGACACUGGCCCAAGGCGAGGCUGUGUACAGCACCACUGAUAAUUACGAGAUACCACAAAUAUAGACUUAACAGGAUAAUGACACUUGCCCAUGGCGAGGAUGUGUACAGCACCACUGACAAUUACGAGAUACCACAAAUAUAGACUUAACAGGAUAUAAACACUGGCCCAAGGCGAGGAUGUGAACAGCACCACUGACAAUUACGAGAUAUCACAAAUUUAGUAUUAACAGGAUAUUGAUACUGGCCCUAGGCGAGGUGUGUACAGCACCACUGACAAUUACGAGAUAUCACAAAUAUAGUAUUAACAGAAUAUAAUCACUGGCCCAAGGCGAGGAUGUGUGCAGCACCACUGACAAUUACGAGAUACCACAAAUAUAGACUUAACAGGAUAUAAACACUGGCCCAAGGCGAGGAUGUGAACAGCACCACUGACAAUUACGAGAUAUCACAAAUUUAGUAUUAACAGGAUAUUGAUACUGGCCCUAGGCGAGGUGUGUACAGCACCACUGACAAUUACGAGAUAUCACAAAUAUAGUAUUAACAGAAUAUAAUCACUGGCCCAAGGCGAGGAUGUGUGCAGUACCACUGACAAUUACGAGAUACCACAAAUAUAGACUUAACAGGAUAUUGACACUGGCCCAAGGCGAGGAUGUGUACAGCACCACUGGCAAUUACGAGAUACCACAAAUAUAGACUUAACAGGAUAAAAAAAAUUGCUAGAGAUAUACCACUGGUCAAAGGAGAAGAGUUUUAUACUACUGGAGAAAACACGGUAGCCUAACACACGGCAUACCCUGUCUUCGGCACACAUACGCACAAGCACGCUUACACAAAACACAUGGAGGCACGUCGUAAAUAACCUUAGCUGUUAAUAGGACGUAAAACAAUAAAAAACCAAAACCAAUCUAACAUGAAAUAUGAUCUCUGUUUAUGGCAAAUAUGACCAAACCAGUUUUUCAUCAAUGGCAUAACUACAUGUACUGACUUCAACAGACAAAAAUACUAUCACAUCGAAGAAAUAUUUAGCACGUCGAUAAAAUCCAUGUUUGCCUAUUUUUUAUUUCGCCUUUCACAUUAACUAACUAUAUACAUGUAUUGUAUGGUGUGUACUAAUAUUUGCUGUCAGGAUAAAUUCGCCCUUAUUGUGGAGGGCGAAAAAGGCGAAAGUUAGAUUACGACAAAUGUUUCUCGAUACACAGUGAUACUUUACCACGUAACUCUUUGACGUAAAUAACACUUGUUUAUAGUUCAAAAUUAUAGUGACAAUAAACGACGUCAGUAAUGUAUUGCUGGAUAUAUAGUAUGUGAAUAGAGAACAAUGUUAGGAGUGUUACUAAAGCAACGCUAUUUACGCCUAGACAACAAAUGAACCGAAGACAAUAGAAGCAGACUUUGGAAUACUCGUGGUGCCAUGCCACUAAUUAAGUUCUAUAUAUAUCACGGGUCAUCUGACGUGAAUUUACAGCAUUUAACUAGUGUACACACAUGCAUAAAAGCUAACUCACAAGGUGUAUAAUAAUAGAACAUCUGACUACUGCAUACGCACAUAUACAUACACUGUUAUCGCUGGGUAACUUCCUGGUUGUCGGGAUAAUUGACACUUUCAAACUUAACGGUCAUGUUUACCUCAAUAGUCAUCCUAGCAGUCACAUUAUUCACAGUUUCUGGUCUGUCCAUCACCAUAACAGGAACAAGUACUUUGGUAACGCCGACAUCAGAACUUAGAAUCAUGUGUCAGCCAAGCUCAGUUGUUGGUAUCAGUGAUGUCAGUACUAUUAGUGUUCGAAAAAACACUAGCAGUACUUAUUAUACAUCAAUAGUGACUGUAACCUAUAAUAAAGCCAGUUCAUCAUCAGUAAUCAGCUGGGGUAACACAGCUUACCAGAACAGACAGGGUGUGUCAGCGACAGGAAAUGUGGAUAGUGUCGGUGGUGCUCGGCUUGUGUUAACGAUCUCCACAAACAACACACGAUGUGAGGAUGGAGGAGCCUACAAGUGUAAUAUGGGAGUAAUUCUGACAGCAGGUGGUGGUGUCGUGGUUUCUGCUGCUAAAUAUAUUACUGCUACAGUUCUGCCGACCUACACCAACGCCCUGUAUGUUACGCCAUCUCCCAAUGUGAAUGGUCAGUAUUACUCUGUGGGUACCACACUAACGUUCAGCUGUUCCGGUACUGUAGGCAGUGACAAGAAGAUCCACACGUGGUGUUACAAACAAGCAGGCAGCAAUACCGGAUUUACGGAUUACCCUACUGCAGCGGACAUUAAUCAGAAUGAAAAUGGUUUGGUCCAGGACGGGUGUAACUACAGACGCAGCAGUACACUUACCUACAAUGUAACGGCAGCAGAUACAGAAACCUCAUAUAUGUGUGAACCAUUCACUGGCAGCUUGUGUGGUACAAGUGCAGCAGGCCUGAAAACCAACUUUACCAUCAGAAACUAUGUGCCUGUAACAACGAAAUAUGUUCAAGAUUCAGUUGAAAGCACAGGUGACGUCAUACCUUGGAUCGUUGUCGCUGUUGUAUUUAUCGUUAUCACCAUCGCCCUCAUUUUUGCUGUUGUUUAUCUCUGUCUACACGUAGGAAAAUACAAAGAACGUUUACGUGAACGUGUAGAGUACCAGGGGAUUAACACCGUAUUCUCUAGAAGAGAGGAGUAUGUGUACAGCCCCACUGACAAUUACGAGAUACCACAAAUAUAGACUUAACAGGAUAUUGACACUGGCCCAAGGCGAGGACGUGUACAGCACCACUGACAAUUACGAGAUACUACAAAUAUAGACUUAACAGGAUAUUGACACUGGCC
Molecule: messenger RNA, 3926 nt
Organism: Mizuhopecten yessoensis (Yesso scallop)
Lineage: Eukaryota; Metazoa; Mollusca; Bivalvia; Pectinida; Pectinidae
Exons: 11
Coding region: 2743-3822 (359 amino acids)
Source: RefSeq, a predicted model, not a curated record